This is a messenger RNA of Aphanomyces invadans, 1740 nucleotides long. RefSeq lists its product as hypothetical. Gene Ontology annotation, cellular component: membrane; microtubule; cytoplasm. NCBI's taxonomy places the organism in Eukaryota, Oomycota, Saprolegniomycetes, Saprolegniales, Verrucalvaceae. Gene Ontology annotation, molecular function: microtubule binding; GTPase activity; GTP binding. The coding region runs from base 1 to 1740 and encodes 579 amino acids. The transcript has a single exon. The record is from RefSeq and is a predicted model, not a curated record.
AUGUUGGUGUCCAUGUCGAACCAGCACGAAACCCGCCACUUGAUCGAUCGGUUGCGGUCCGUCGGGCUCGACAAGUACAUUGAGCUCCCUCAAAUCGCUGUCAUGGGCGACACGUCCAGCGGAAAGUCGUCGGUGUUGUCGGCGCUGUCUGGGAUCACGUUUCCAUCGUCGGGGAACCUCACGACGCGGUGUCCGACCCAGCUCAUCCUGACGCAUGCCAACACGUUUUCGGGAACGGUCCGGUUGCUGCGAUUCGACCCCGCGGUCGAGUCGCCCGAGGCGGUGUCGGUUCGAAGCGUGGACGACGUGACCAGCCACAUUGCCGCCCUGACGCAACAACUUGUAAACGAAGGCCAGUCGAUCAGCGACGACGCGAUCGAGAUCAAGCUGCAUGGGCCAGCCUUUCCCGACCUGACGUUGACGGACCUUCCAGGGCUCAUUCGGACUGUCGGCGACCACGAAGACAAGGCGAUGAUUGCCCGCGUGGACAAGCUCGUGCACCGGUACUUGGUCCAAGAUCGGACCAUCAUCCUGGCGGUCGUGCCGGCCAACGUCGACAUGCACAACACGGCGAUCAUUCAAGCAGCGGAGGAAGCGGAUCCCGACGGCGUCCGCACCAUCUCCAUCAUCACCAAGCCUGACCUGAUUGACCGGGGUGCUGAAGACGCUGUCGUGGAUUUACUGAUGAACCGGACCAAGCGCCGCCGCCUCGGCUACCAUAUUGUCAAAUGCCGAGGCCAACAGGCGCUCAACAACAAGGUGACGAUCCAGGAGGGCCUCGACCGCGAAGCCAAGUUUUUCGGCUCGCAUCCGAUCUGGUCGACUGUGGACAAGUCGCUGUGCGGUACGGCGCGGCUGGCCGAGAAGCUGACGGUGCUCCUCAUGGAGACAGUGUCGAAUUCGCUGCCCAAGGUCGUGGCUGAGAUUGACGCCCAAUUGAUCCAGUGUCGUGCCAAGCUUGGCGCCCUUGGGGAGCCCAUGAGUACCCUUGGUGUCCGGCGCAAUGCCUACAUGAAGCUUGUGCACGUUGUGGUCCAUCGCAUCGAGUGCGGCAUUCGCGGUAACUACUACGACUCGUUUUUUGACGGCGAGGCGCUCGAUUCCCGCCUGCGGGCGCGGCUGCGUUUGGCGGAAGCCGAAUUCCAGAAGUCGAUUGAAAUGCUCUCGGCAGUUGAUGCGGUCAAUGUCGACACGUCGGAGCGGGUCCCCCUUCCUGGGGAAUUCGUUGAAGUGACGGAGGAUGGCGGGUCGACGUGGGUGACGGACCAAGUGACUGAAGUCAGUGAAGGCAACAUCAAGACUGCCUGCACGCCGCCAACAAUAUGGCUGGCCAGAGAAUCGGAGUGGCGCUUCCUGCCGGAACUCGAGCUAUCGGAACUGAAAGAGAUGAUGGCGGCAAACCGCGGCGACGAACUGCCCAUCUUCCUCUCGUACUCGACCUUUGCCAACGUCAUUCGACAGAGAUACGUGACCAAGUGGCGGCGGCCCAUGGUCGACCUUUUUGACAAGUUCCAGGCGCUCAUGCUCGAGUUUGUUGCGCGGGUGAUUGCAUCGGCUCCAACCAAACCCGCCCUCGAGAUGUACUUGAUGAGCAAGGCCAAGUCGAUUUUGGAACAGUUGGCAACGUUGGCGAUGGUGGAGCUCAACCACGCCAUGCAGACGGAGGGCCGCCCGUACACUCUCAACCACAGCUUGUACCAAGUCUGUUGGGAACUUCGUUCCAAGCCAUUGAUGGCUUGA